AAUACAACUGAAUGGAGGAAGAAAAAUGAAAUGGUUACUCUUUUACCCUUUGUUGUUCGGGUGAAAUUCGUGAUCGCCUUCUUUGUUUCUUCGUUGCUUCUCUCUCUUCUCUCACUCGCUCACUUCCUCAACCUAAAACCAAAACCCUAAUCCUCUUAGAUCACAAUUACACAACACAAACCAUGGACUCUGAUUCCUCUUGGACUGCUCGUCUCUCUUCUGCCUCCAGACGCUAUCAAUCCGCUCUUCAAUCUCGAUCAGAUAUGUUUAUGGGUUUUGAUGAAAACGACGGGGAGGAAGAUAUAAGGGAAGAGUUUCUGUGCCCAUUUUGUUCCGAGUAUUUUGAUAUUGUUGGAUUGUGCUGCCACAUUGACGAAGAGCACCCAAUGGAGGCAAAAAAUGGGGUAUGUCCAGUUUGUGCAUUGAGGGUGGGGGUUGAUAUGGUUGCGCACAUAACCUUACAACAUGGAAGUAUAUUCAAGAUGCAGCGCAAGAGGAAAACUCGGAAAGGUGGAUCUUAUUCAACACUUUCUUUAUUGAGGAAGGAGCUGAGAGAAGGAAAUUUGCAAUCCCUUUUUGGCGGGUCUUCAUGUACAGUGUCUUCGUCUAAUGCAGCACCCGAUCCACUGCUGUCAUCAUUUAUAUCGCCUUUAGGUAAUGAAUCUGUUAGUCCUCAGCCUCACAGACAUACUGAGACAAGAUCAUCCAAGAAAUUGACAGAUGAGACUGUAUCGAGAAGGGCUGUAAUGCAAACAAUGUCUUGUGCCUUGCCAAGGGCAUAAUCUUCGAACAAUAUUAAACAAUGGCAUGGGUUCUAUUGUCUCCCGGUAUCUCCUGGUUUCUAACAAGUCUAUUUUCUCUGUUCAGCAACGUGGAGACACCAACAUUGUCAGUUAAGGAUAAGGAGGAGAAGGCGAGAAGAUCUGAGUUUGUUCAAGGGCUGUUGAUGUCCACCAUAUUUGAUGACGAUUUAUGAAAAGAAAUUCAUCAAGAUGGUCUGCUUCAGUGGCAGGAUAAUUCACAGACAUGCCAUCUGCAAUCUAUGGUUUGUUUAUUGAAGUUGUCUAUGUAUGUGAUCCGAGUGGAAUAAUAAAGAGUAGAAAAUUAAUGUAAUCUAUGUUGUAAUAUGAACUGUUGUUUUUAGCUCAAGAAUUUCAUCUAUCCUUAAUUUCAUAUAUCAUAAAGCUUAAAGAAAUAGAUAAAGUUCCUUUCCAGCUGCAA
This is a messenger RNA of Cicer arietinum (chickpea), 1221 nucleotides long. Lineage: Eukaryota; Viridiplantae; Streptophyta; Magnoliopsida; Fabales; Fabaceae. The record is from RefSeq and is a predicted model, not a curated record.